AACGAUCUUCACGAUUCAUUUGCUGUCAUUUAAACGCCGCGACGAUCGAAGUGCCUGACGUCCUUGGUGACUAUCUGUGCCUAAUUUGGACAUUCCCUAGAACGCAUAAAAGGGCGACGCUCUCGUUCACUCUUUCUUCCUGACCGCCCACUAUGUCUUCCAUCGCUAACGUGUUCAUCGAUAAGCAUACCACGUCUUCCGUACCUGACCUGCACAUUUUGUACGCCGUCGAGGUCGUUUUAGACGAUGGAACCAAAUACGAGGUGCUCAGAAGGUAUUCAGAGUUUUCUGCAUUGCACGACGCCUUGGAUGAUCCGUACGCUUUGCCCCCGAAGAACAGCGUGUUUAAUGCCCUCGUUCCUUCGGCCUGGGCCAAUGACGAGCUCAUCACUGAAAGCAAGGACCGAUUGUUGGCAUAUUUGAACUCUCUUCUUCGCUCUUCACUAUAUCAGUCGUCAUCCAAACUACUUGCCUUUCUCAAUCUCAACUAUAUCACCGACGUUCAGGGAUUCGACGACGAAAUCACCCCGUCGAUGAUAUGCAAGGCCAAUCUUACCAUUAAAGCGCCGGUUUCGAGCCUUUCCAGUCUCGUUGCAGCUGCCUACUAUCCUGAUUGGUCCUCGUGGAGCAACCCGCCAAGCAAGAUGGACUUUUCCAAGUUUGAUAUCCUAUUCUUCGCCUUUGUCGUACCAAAUUCGUCGUCCACAAUCAACUGGGAUGAUGGCAGCCAGGACACACUUCGAAACCUUGUGUCUGCUGCUUGCCAAAGUGGACACAGGACGCAGAUUGUUUUGUCUAUAGGCGGCUGGGGUGGGAGUUACUGGUUCUCAAAUUCCAUGAGCAACGCGACCAAUCGCACAAAGCUUAUUAACGCUCUAGUAGGCGCCGUUAAUUCCUUCGGACUGGAUGGCAUCGACAUAGACUGGGAAUAUCCGAAUUCCCCAGGCUCCGGGAAUCCCUAUUCUUGGGCGGAUGCGACGAAUUUUCUGACGUUCCUCAAGUGUUUACGCGCAGCCUUGGGGUGGUCGAAAAUCAUCAGUGCCGCUGUUGCUCACCAUCCUUGGCUUGGUCCCAGCGGCGCCCCCCUGUCUAAUGUAUCAGACUAUGCCGCUCAGAUGUCGUAUAUCAACAUCAUGAACUACGAUGUCAACGGAGCUUCGGCUACCCCCGCACCCAAUGCACCGCUCGGUAACCUCUGCGGCAGCUCUAGCCAGCCAGAGGCUAACGCUCAAGCUGCUCUUACACAAUGGAAGGAAGCUGGUUUUCCACCGUCAAAGAUGCUACUGGGAUUGGCCCUCUACGGAUAUGUCUCGAAGAGUACGGCUACGCGACUUUCGAACAGCUAUGCUCCCGUGGCAGAGUUACACGAGCAUGCACCGCUUGUUGAGCGUACUGAUACUGUUGCUGGAGACCUCAGCCAGUGGUGGGGAUCUCAGGUGGCCUUCAAACAGCUGGUCAGUGCCGGCGCGUUGAAGAAACAGGCGGAUGGAACGUAUGGUGGGACGAACGGAUUCACCAUGGGAUGGGAUGACUGCAGUGAUACUCCAUUCUUGUACAACACGGCAAAGACCACCGUCGUUUCUUAUGAUGAUACCUACAGUCUUGCGGAUAAAGCCAAAUUUGCAAAGCAGUCUGGAAUGGCUGGAUGCUUUACGUGGUCUUUGGAUCAGGAUGACGAAUACUCGUUGCAAAACGUCAUCCGGUCGAACCUGGGCAAGUGAAUUUGUGUGCCAUGAUAAAGUCAAGUGCUAUAGAUGUGUAACUGUAAAGUGUAAAUUGAAUACUCAACGACCUGUGUCUAAUGUGAUACCUUUUUUCGACCAAGU
Messenger RNA from Guyanagaster necrorhizus, 1826 nucleotides. RefSeq names its product glycoside hydrolase family 18 protein. Gene Ontology annotation, molecular function: chitinase activity; chitin binding; phosphatidylinositol binding. Gene Ontology annotation, biological process: carbohydrate metabolic process; chitin catabolic process. The record is from RefSeq and is a predicted model, not a curated record. NCBI's taxonomy places the organism in Eukaryota, Fungi, Basidiomycota, Agaricomycetes, Agaricales, Physalacriaceae. The transcript is spliced from 11 exons. Gene Ontology annotation, cellular component: extracellular region. Bases 153 to 1721 code for a protein of 522 amino acids.